GCAAUGGUAAAGUUGCAGGGAAGCUUUCUGGUCGUAUUGUUGAUGCAGAUAUGCAUGACGUUGCUCGCUUCCUUAACCGCCUUCUGGGAUUGGCUCCUGACAUCCAGAAUAGGUUGUUUGAUCUCUUUAUAAGCAUACUUGAUGUUGUCCUUCACAAUGCACGAAGAGAAGGGCAGCUGGAUUCUGGAAUUGUUGAUAUUAAGGGUAAGAAUAUUGAAUUGAAAGAGCCACCAAAGACCGUUCAUGUUGAUAGCUUGUCUGGUGCUACAACAAUACUGUUUACUUUCACCAUUGAUAGGGGAGUUACCUGGGAGUCGGCAAAGGCAAUGCUUGAUGGAAGAGAGAAUGAUGGUGCUGGUUCUUCCAAUGAUGGGUUUUAUGAGUCCAAAAGGGAAUGGAUGGGGAGAAGACACUUCACUCUAGCUCUUGAAGGCUCAACUGAAGGAAUAUACAAGAUAAUUCGACCUGCUAUUGGUGAAGCAUUAAGGGAGAUGCCUUUAAGUGAACUGAAGGGCAAGUACAGGAAGGUGUCAUCAAUAGACAAAGUUAGCAAAGGUUGGCAGGAUGAAUAUGAUGUUUCAUCGAAACAGUGUAUGCAUGGAUCCAAAUGCAAAGUUGGGAGCUACUGUACAGUAGGAAGAAGGCUGCAGGAGUUUAACAUUUUGGGUGGUCUGAUACUUCCAGUGUGGGGCACAAUUGAGAAGGCCCUAGCUAAACAGGUUUAUCAAAAUCACAAAAGAAUACGUGUUGUCCGUCUAGUGACAACGAAUGACAAUCAGCGGAUUGUUGGACUAUUCAUUCCGAAUGCAGCAGUGGAGUCAGUACUAACAGGCUUGCAAUGGGUCCAAGAUAUUAAUGAUUGACAUGGAAAUAUUUUUAUUUCUGACAUUCAUAUUGGUGGUGUUGAUCACAUGGCUGAUGUUAAGAAGCAGCAGGUUUCAGAGGCUUGGUGCAUUUAAUUUUGUUCCUAGGGAGCUGCCUAGCCAAUCUGUUUAAUUUAUGGGAGUUCUUAGCUUAGUAAUUAGGCGAGUAAAUACUAGCAACAUCUGUGUGUAACAUAUGCAGUGUACCAUCAGUGUGGUCUCUUGUUUGCACUUGGUUUAUAUCUUGUAUAUUGCUUUGUAAAGCAACCAAAAGCUCAGGUAAUCUCACAAGAGGAAAGAAAAAAGCACCUCACCAAUAUGGUGUCAUAGUGCUCA
Molecule: messenger RNA, 1199 nt
Organism: Triticum aestivum (bread wheat)
Lineage: Eukaryota; Viridiplantae; Streptophyta; Magnoliopsida; Poales; Poaceae
Product: protein FORGETTER 1
Biological process (GO): regulation of DNA-templated transcription
Cellular component (GO): nucleus
Molecular function (GO): histone binding; chromatin DNA binding
Source: RefSeq, a predicted model, not a curated record